Messenger RNA from Phlebotomus argentipes, 633 nucleotides. RefSeq lists its product as uncharacterized. The coding region runs from base 1 to 624 and encodes 207 amino acids. NCBI's taxonomy places the organism in Eukaryota, Metazoa, Arthropoda, Insecta, Diptera, Psychodidae. The transcript is spliced from 2 exons. The record is from RefSeq and is a predicted model, not a curated record.
AUGGAUUUCACCCAAUUUCUCGCCGCCCUGGCUGUGCUUUCUGGGGUUGUUUUGAGUGAAAGUGCCGCAAAAGUGCCGGGAAGGGAGAAACGAUGGCUCGCCUUUCCCUACAACAGCGCAACUGGCGUUCUAGUGGCGAUCGCCGUGCCGCUGAUCAUUCCGCACAGGAACGUCUUUGUGUCCUACAACUUCGAGGCCAACUAUAAUAUGCCAACGGUGGCGUCAGAUCUCAUUCCUGGUCCUCUGGAUCGCCUGGAGAUCAUCGAACGCAGCCUGAGAUCGCCCAGUGAAGCGCUGUUCAGCAGGAAGAAAGUCUACAAGGCGCUGGAGAGCAAAUUGCGAUGGUCAGGCGUGAGAGGCAGAGCUUGUCUCCUGCGGGCGAUAUGCGAGGAAGCUCUGGAGCCGAUUUGCGAGCACAACGGACUCAUUGGCGACAUCAUUCACAUCAUCCUAACUCCUUCAACUUCCGCUCGCGAAGAUCUGCACGCGGAAUUCUACCGGGCAGAGGAAUUGGGCCAAUCUGGCGAUUGCUCAAAGUACAAACGCUUCUGUUCACACUCAAUACUCGACUACAUUAGCAAGAAAUUUUCUGAUACACACUCAACAAAGAUCAACCGUCAUUGAUAAACCUCU